UAUAGUAAUAUGCUAUAUAUAUAUACAUAUAAAUAAAGCAUAUCAGGGUUAAAAAGAGGUGUUCACCAUAUGAGGGUCCGUUUGUGGAUCACGUAGACAACAUAUUAGGAGUUAUCAUGAUACUAUUAAAGGAUGUUCUAUUAAUUGCGUUUAUUAUAAGAUAUAUGUAUUAACCUACGUAUCAUUAGUAGAUAGUCUAUUGUGUGAAUGAGUAGGCGUAGGCCAAUGGUAUCUAGGCAUGCGCACUAACGGCGUGUCUAUUGGUCAGGAGGUCAUAACACUGGGGGGUAGGUGUGUCGGGUAUUCUGUGGAUCACCUAUAGGGGAUAUAUAUCGAACCAGUGCAGAAUGAAGAUACCCCUGAUCCUCCAAACACCCUGAUCCUCCAAACACCCUGAUCCUCCAAACGUCUGAGCGCUAGGCUAAGCUAGUAGACUCGUCAUAGCGGCUGCAGAAGAAAGGAGAAGAAAGAAAAACAGCUACUACAACCUGCACAACUAUGCCUACUGACUUGAUUUCUGACGUCGGCUAUGAGAGCGUGAAAAGGCAUCAGGUUCCACGCGCACCAGGUGCUGAUAUUCGGUUGAAUAAUCAAAGAUCGAUACUCGGUGAUCGGACCAAUGUGGGGGCCAGCAGUAGUUAUGUACCUAUCGUGGAUGGUGUGAAACAGUGGACCCCUGGAUCAAACCGUCUAACCAAGAAAAAUAACAAAAGACCCAAUCUAGGACCGGCUCUACCUCUACCCAGCUCUCCGCUAGCAGUGGUGCAACAGCAGAUCCCGUAUAAAAAGGGACGCAAGGACACCGCACAUAGUGUUUUAACUCCAGAGAAUUUUAACUUGGUUCUCCAUGCUGUCAUAAACCCUGAAAUCGCCCACCACGGGGGUGGAUGGUCUGAGUCCAAACAGCCGUUGAUUGAGACAUCGGUUGUACCUGUGUCUGAGCCGGCUGCAGAGACCGUUACUGUACAGCCGGAUGGAGGCAUUCAGCAUGUCCUUGGAGACCCUCAGGAUGCACCACUACCAGAACUGACCGAUGAGGAUCUCGAGGGUCUUACCGACGUUCCGUUGUGGCCCUCAGCGCUGUUGGAACAGCUCGACUUCACUCCCGCUCAUUGGAUAGACCCUCCAGCUACUUCCGUAGUGGGUACCACCAGGGCAGAGCCUGUAAACCAUCAGCCUGCAGCCCCCGCCUCUGGAUCACGACCCAUCCUCAUCCAGGCCUCUAUCCACAAUCCACCAGGCACUGUGAGUCGUCCCACCGCCAUCGGAGCAGUGGCUACGCUGCUACCCGACGGCUCAGCGGCUGCUGCUGAAUACAUUGCGGGUGGUCCAUGUACCAACUGUUGUAAGGAUUGUGUUGGUAAAUUAACCUUGGUAACUACAGCAGUUGAUGUAAACUCCUUAACCAUUGGUCGUCAGUGUAAACUGGGUGCAUUGUCUGUGAAACGUAUUGACAGCAGAUUUCAGACUAUCGAAGAGCAAACGGAGCAGUCACUCGAGACCAUCGGGGAAAUCAAGGACGAGCUAGUGCGUUACGGUCUGGCUAUAGAAUCAAUACAGCAGCAGAUUUUGGUUGUCGAGGCAGCAGUGCGUGUUAACACUCUGGCUUUGGAUAGGGGGCUUCUGAUAUCUAAUAUGGCGCGGAAAAUUUGGCUAAUUGAAACUACGGCGCAGGAUAACAUCAGGGCCUACAAGGCCAUGUCUGCCCGGAUGACUAUCAUGAAUGAUGCUCUGGAUAUGCUUACGAUGAAUCGUUAGUAUUUGAUUUGUGGUUUUGGGGUGUUCUUUUUAUUUUUUUUUGUUUGUUAUCUUUUUCGUUUAUUCAGUGGAGAGGGUUUUUUUGUUUUAAACUGAACGUAAUAAAACUUUUUUCUUUUAAUAUCUGACUAAUUAACUUUUUUUUUUUUUAUCUAUUGGCAUAAAAACUAUAGCUGAACACAAUGCAUAAAGCUAUUAGCCCCAGAAAAAGGAAAUUCAAAUCUGUAGACGGUAAUCCCAAGAGACGGCGUAGAUCUGAUAGCGGGGGUAGCAUUAUGGAUGUAGAUCUUGAAGAGAUGGCUAUGAGGUAUGAUACAACCGGCGAUACGUCUGUAGGCCGUGUGGGGGGUGGGGGCAUGUGUGCUGAAGGUGGUUUAGACAUGCGGGAAAUACGUGCUGACAUAGCUAGAACUAGACGUGUGUUAAUUGAUGCUAAUGUAGGGGGUAAUAGAAUGACGGCUGCACUAGACAGGGCUGCUAUGAUAAAUGUUUCGAACGAUCCGUGUGCAGAUGGAGGGGAGGUGUGUGUGGGGUUAGAUGUCCCCGGGGAUUUAGACACACGGGAUGUGUUGUAUGCGGCGGCGUACACCAGAGAUGUACUUAACACUGUCGAUGGGUGGCUGGCUAGUGUACAAGAGAGGCUCGACAUAGCCGAGCAGAUAGACAUAACAUCACCGAUAGAUGUAUUGCAUGUGUCGCAACGUGACGAAGGGGAUGGUGAGGGUUUUCAGGAACCCCUGGCGGCUGCAGGGGGUAGGACUGGUGACUCUAUAGAGCCGAAUA
Gadus morhua (Atlantic cod) is the source of this 2541-nucleotide messenger RNA. RefSeq lists its product as uncharacterized. The record is from RefSeq and is a predicted model, not a curated record. Lineage: Eukaryota; Metazoa; Chordata; Actinopteri; Gadiformes; Gadidae. The transcript is spliced from 5 exons. The coding region runs from base 499 to 1758 and encodes 419 amino acids.